Oreochromis aureus is the source of this 2615-nucleotide messenger RNA. RefSeq names its product group 3 secretory phospholipase A2-like. Gene Ontology annotation, biological process: phospholipid metabolic process; arachidonate secretion. Bases 89 to 2248 code for a protein of 719 amino acids. NCBI's taxonomy places the organism in Eukaryota, Metazoa, Chordata, Actinopteri, Cichliformes, Cichlidae. The transcript has 7 exons. The record is from RefSeq and is a predicted model, not a curated record. Gene Ontology annotation, molecular function: A2-type glycerophospholipase activity.
UAAGCUGACUGGACUACAAAUACACUCCUGUCAUAAUUUUUAACUUCAGUAUCUUAAACCUGACCGACUAUAGACCCAAUACUUUGAGAUGAAAAGCAGAUGUGUACUUCAGUUUUUUUACUUCUUAUCAUCAAUCGUUUUAUCAAAAGCACAAGAUAUGGUCGGACCGACUCUCUCCUGUUUCACAUCGAUUCGUGGUAACGUACAGACGCGUAUUUCCUUUCUGCACGAAGACACAGUCGGCGUGCGCUCCUUGCACCUCACCAUCUGGUCCCAAGAUAUGAGACUGGUAACAUGCACAGUAAACGCCAAUCCACAGAUAACAGAAAGAUAUCACAGUCUCUGCAAGACAAGCAACACACGUGGUCAAGAGGUAAGCUAUGGGUUUAAUAUCAGCAGCAUAUUAUUGGCGCUGCAGAAAGCCGACUGCGCUCACCUCGAAGCAUCCAGUGCGUCAAAGCUCACCAGGCGCACAAGAACAGACGAAACAGAGAGAAAAGCUCGGCGAAAACGCGCCUGGAUCUUCCCGGGCACGUUGUGGUGCGGCAGUGGAAGCACGGCAGACGGAUAUGAAGAAUUAGGGAUGUUCGAGGGUACAGACAGAUGCUGCCGUGAGCAUGACCACUGCCUGCAGAUCAUCCCGGCCUUUACGGUGAAUUAUGGAGUGUUCAACCGCAACCUCUUCACCGUCUCACACUGUGAAUGUGACCAAAGGUUUCGACAGUGCCUUCUGGACGUGAAUGAUAGCAUUUCUAAUAUGGUAGGCUACAGCUUCUUCAACAUCCUCCGGAUUCCCUGCUUUGAGCUCAAGCAGCAGAGGCGGUGCACUGAGAUGUACUGGUGGGGGAUGUGCAAAGUAGCCAAAGAAGCUCCAUAUGCUGUCUUCAAAAGCCCCCUCCCCUACAACACCUCUGAUCCUGAGCAAAAAUAUGCAGACACUGACACCAACAAGUUACCAAGUAACGAGGAGCAGCAUGUAACUCAAAGCCCCCCUCGCAGAAAGUCAUCUAAAACUCAGCAUCAGUGUGGAUUCAGAGACCCACCCAGAGGAGACACUUUCCACCGCAGACAGACAAAAGCAAGAGGAUGCAGAAGACGCCAUAAACCUCAUGGAGCAGCACCUUCACAGUUGCCUCCAACAUCAAAGGCAGUCGCCACUGCUUUGUCAGUAGAAACAGGUCUUUUAAAGAUUUCUAAAAGUAGCUUACAGAGUAAAGAAAGCGAUGGAAAAAGCCAGCAUAUCAGAGUGGGCCUGUCAGAUUACUCCACACUGAGACGCCGAGGUUCACCACAGCUCAGCUCAAAUUCUGAUCUGCAGAGUUCAUCUACAGCACCAUCACCUUUAACACAGAUGCCAAAAGUUCAGCCGCACCAAACAACAGCCGCAGUGACCAAAACCAACAAAAGUCACAAAGACGUUAUCAAGAAAAAAGGAUGCUGUGGACACAGGAAGCGUGUGAGAGGUGAUGCUUUUCAGUCAGGCUGUAAAAGCUGUUUGGAACAAGAAACAAAAUCUCAUAUGAAAACAACUACGGACAGAUUAUCAAUCAAAGUGACUACACUGGAGAUGUUGGGUAUUAAAAAGACAACAGAAACACUCACAUCAAACACUUUGAUAACGGCUACUUUUGCUACACCCAUUGCAGCAAAACUAAAGACAGCAGCCCUGCUUAAUAACGGUGAUGAGCCACAAAAGCAGGUGCACUCCUAUCUGCUAAUGAAUAACUCAAACCAGGAGCUCACAGGUAGCACCACAGCCCAAAGCACCCAUACGGAGAGAAGCCUUAAACAAAGUAAAAUGUUGCAUAAGAUAACAGAUAGCCAGCUCCUGUGUGAAAGCCUCAAACAUCUGGACUACUGUAAAUUCAAAAUCCCUCCUUUGAAAAAAAAAAAUGGCCUCCAGAACAUGGAGUCGAAGACCAUCUAUCACUGUGACUGCACCAGCCGCUUGGCUGUUCAGAUUGAAAGCCUCAAGCAACCCAGCAUUCUGCCUUCUCUCAUGCUGGAUUUCGUCUCUCAGCAUUGCUUUACACUGCAAAAUGAGAAAAAAUGCCACGGCAAAAAAAGCUGUUCUAGAGGCUUCACUAAAGCCUCUGACCUACAUCAAGUGCUUAAGAAGAUAGAGGAAAAAGACUCUGCUGGGGUGCGAAUUUCAGGCAGUGACAGAAAAAGAGGGAUUCCUGUUCGCCUUUAUAAGCGAUGCCUGAGGCUAGAAAGCGGAGCUGAUAUUAUGGCACGGUUCAGAUGACUGUAGAAUAAGCUGCUAUGUGCAGUAACAAUAAAUGUUAUAAGCUUUAGAUUUCACGCAGGCUUUGCUCUUUUUCCCUGAUGGUGGAAAAUUGCAGCAUUUUAAGAAGUCAGGCCCUCGACUGGCAAAGUAUGGCCUUAUAAAUGUAAUUAUAUCCUUAUAAAUGUAAGUUAAAUGAAAACAUAAUUAAAUCAUUUUAUUGUUUCUGUUUGAUUUUGAAUUGAUUUUAAAUUCACUCUGUCGUCUGCACUGUACAUUGUAUGACUCAGUGAGGGAAAAAACUAGAAUAAUAAGUAAGAUUAAAGCUACAAACCCAGCAAAUCAUGGAAAAGCAUUGACUCAAUAAAGGAAGAAUUAAACAUUUUAA